AUGGCAGGAGUAAGUGAAGUAGCGCUUGUUAAAGCGUUCAUUUUCGUGUCGAUUUUUUGUCUUAUUACAUCACCAGUUCGUGCUGACACUCCUGCAAACUGCACUUUCGAGGACAUCGCUGGAACUUGGGUUUUGUAUGAAACACCAAGAAACGGCGAUCAUUCAAUUGACUGUCUAAAUAAUAAGGAAAAUGCUGUCAGUAAGAUUCAGUUGCAAUUACUCCGACCUAAUGUUGCUGUUGACCAAUAUGGAAACAAAGGUCAUUGGACUUUGAUCUAUAAUCAAGGUUUUGAAAUUACUGUGAACCAGCGGGUUUACUUUGCUUUCUCCAGCUAUGCACAGAAUGGAUCUGAAGUUGUUAGUUACUGUGAUAAAACUUUGGCUGGAUGGUCCCAUGAUACAAUGACUCAUAAUUGGGCCUGCUUCCAAGGCAAAAACAUGGUACAGCGAGCACCAAAAAUUCACACUGAGAAGCGGCAAAACCUGAAUGGAAUCUAUGUAAGCAAUACCGAGUUAAUCAACAGCUUCAACAAGAAGCAGAAAUCCUGGACAGCCAAAGCUUACUCAUGGAUGGAGGGUAUGAGCCAUGAGGACUUGCUGAAGAUGCGCGGCGGAAUUAAAUCCAAGAUUCAUUCCCGACCACCUGUCUCACCUGCUUCUCCAUUUGUUCGCCGUCAAGCUGAAUUCCUUCCCGAAGAAUGGGACUGGCGCAAUGUGAGUGGAGUCAACUACGUUCCCGUUGUCAAGAAUCAAGGUAGCUGUGGCAGUUGUUAUGCUUUCUCCUCUAUGGGCAUGCUCGAGUCACGUCUACGAGUUGCUACUAAGAAUCAGGUGCAGGUGAACCUGUCUCCCCAAGAUAUUGUCAGCUGUUCAGCUUACAGUCAGGGUUGUGAAGGCGGUUUCCCUUACUUGAUUGCUGGAAAAUAUGCUCAAGAUCACGGCGUUGUAGCUGAAGAGUGCUAUCCUUACACUGGUCGAGAUUCUGCCUGCAGUGCUGCUAAAAAAUGCCAGCGCAGUUACGUUGCCAAGUACCGUUACGUUGGCGGAUACUACGGUGCCUGCAACGAAGAGUUGAUGAAGAUGUCUCUGGUUGAAUCUGGCCCCUUGUCAGUCUCGUUCGAGGUUUAUUCUGACUUUAUGCACUAUGCCGGUGGUGUUUAUCAUCGCACUGACGGACUCUUCAAUAAAAUCAACGAAUUCAAUCCAUUUGAGUUGACCAAUCAUGCGGUUCUUUUGGUCGGAUACGGAACUGACUCACAAACUAAAGAGAAUUAUUGGAUUGUGAAAAACAGCUGGGGUACAAAAUGGGGUGAAGAUGGGUUUUUCCGCAUCCGUCGCGGCGUCGACGAAUGUGGUAUUGAAUCGAUCGCUGUGGAGGUUACACCAAUUCCGUAAAGAAAAAUUUUAAAUUGCCUUGUUCUUUAAGAUAUAGAUUUACCUUGAUCCCCGACUUCUCUUUUCCUACUUAAAUCAGUUUAUCGUGAACUGAAUGAAAUGGAAAGUCGUGCCAUUAAAUAAACGAGUUACAUCAAUGA
Messenger RNA from Daphnia pulex (common water flea), 1535 nucleotides. RefSeq names its product dipeptidyl peptidase 1-like. The coding region runs from base 1 to 1395 and encodes 464 amino acids. Gene Ontology annotation, cellular component: lysosome. NCBI's taxonomy places the organism in Eukaryota, Metazoa, Arthropoda, Branchiopoda, Diplostraca, Daphniidae. The record is from RefSeq and is a predicted model, not a curated record. The transcript is spliced from 8 exons. Gene Ontology annotation, molecular function: cysteine-type endopeptidase activity.